AACUUCCAACUGUUACGGCAUCAAGGCAAUUCCUGAAUAGUCCUGUCAAAAAUCACUUCCCUGAUUUGCGAAAGGCAACUUUCUUCCUCACUGUGUAAUUUCUGAAGGUGGGAAUGGGAGGGGACUUGGUAGCCCUUUGGGAAGUUCGCCUCAGUGAUGGGGUUCAUAAAGUGGGAUUUGAACAUGGCACCACAACAGGCCGAAGAGUAUUGUGGGUAGAUGGAGAGGAGAAGGUUCAUCAUGACUGGAUGUUCAAGUUAGUUGGCUCAGAAGUAUUUCAAAUUGGUGACACUAAAUGUGUUAUCAAAAUUGAACCUGUUGGAGGUUUUUCUUAUGAGUACUCUCUUGAGGUGAAUGGCAAAAGUUACAAGAAGUUUACGGAAAACCAGAGUAAAAUACUGAAGACAUGGCUUUUGCCACUGGAAGGCUCAUAUAUGCGAGUGGUUUUGGAGAAAGAUACUUUGGAUGUUUGGGUUAAUGGGAAGAAAUUAGACACUGCAGGUGAGUUUGUAGAUGAUGGCACUGAAACUCACUUUGAUCUAGGAGGCCAUCCAGCAUACAUAAAGGCUGUGAGCAGUGGCAACCGAAGGGAAGGCAUCAUUCACACGCUUAUUGUCGACAAUACUGAAAUACCAGAGUCUGUGGAGUAAAAUGCAUUUUACAGAGGAUCUAAUACAAAUGUCGGCAGCGGAAAAUUGUCGGUUUCGUGUGAGAAUAGCUAAUCGAUAUGUCGAGGUGAUUUUGUCCAACCAGAAUGUUUAUUGGAUCUUUGUCAAAAUAAUAGUAAGAGGCCU
This is a messenger RNA of Penaeus vannamei (Pacific white shrimp), 794 nucleotides long. RefSeq names its product fas apoptotic inhibitory molecule 1. Lineage: Eukaryota; Metazoa; Arthropoda; Malacostraca; Decapoda; Penaeidae. The record is from RefSeq and is a predicted model, not a curated record. Gene Ontology annotation, biological process: negative regulation of extrinsic apoptotic signaling pathway via death domain receptors; positive regulation of neurogenesis; canonical NF-kappaB signal transduction.